Molecule: messenger RNA, 1379 nt
Organism: Gavia stellata (red-throated loon)
Lineage: Eukaryota; Metazoa; Chordata; Aves; Gaviiformes; Gaviidae
Gene: TRNT1
Product: tRNA nucleotidyl transferase 1
Exons: 7
Coding region: 1-1302 (433 amino acids)
Biological process (GO): RNA processing
Molecular function (GO): RNA binding; nucleotidyltransferase activity
Source: RefSeq, a predicted model, not a curated record
AUGUGGGCUGAGGUGUUGCUUCUGCCCUGCAGGGCCGGGCUGCGGCUGCUCCCGCCGCUCCGGCUGCGGCACCGAGCGCCGGGCGCCAUGAAGCUGCAGUCCCCCCAGUUCCAGGCGCUCUUCACGCCGGGGCUCCGCAGCGUGGCAGAAUUGUUUGAGAAGAAGAACUAUGAGCUGAGAAUAGCAGGAGGUGCUGUGAGGGAUUUACUAAGUGGAAUGACGCCACAAGAUAUAGAUUUUGCCACUACAGCUACACCAGCAGAGAUGAAGGAAAUAUUCACAUCUGCUGGUGUUCGUCUGAUCAAUAACAAAGGAGAAAAACACGGAACCAUUACUGCCAGGCUCCAUGAACAGAAUUUUGAAAUUACUACUCUUAGAAUAGAUGUUGUCACCGAUGGACGACACGCAGAGGUUGAAUUCACCACUGACUGGGAAAAGGAUGCUGAAAGGAGGGAUCUGACUAUCAAUUCCAUGUUUUUAGGUUUGGAUGGGAUGCUGUAUGAUUUUUUUAAUGGAUAUGAAGACUUGAAAAACAAUAAAAUUAGAUUUGUAGGAAAGGCAAGUGAGAGAAUACAAGAAGAUUAUUUACGAAUCCUAAGAUAUUUCAGGUUUUAUGGAAGAAUCGCAGAGAAACCUGGUGAUCAUGAGCCCAGUACACUGCAAGCAAUUAAAGAAAACGCUAAAGGUUUGGCUGGAAUAUCAGGAGAAAGGAUUUGGGUGGAACUGAAAAAAAUUCUCCUUGGAAACCAUGUGAAUCAUUUGGUUCGACUUAUGUAUGAGCUGGAUGUUGCCCAAUACAUAGGACUACCACUUGAUGGAAGUUUAGAGGAAUUUGACAGAGUCACUAAAAAUGUUCAAAAUCUCUGUCCAAAACCGAUGACUGUUCUGACAUCAUUGUUCAAGGUGAAGGAUGAUGUCACAAACCUUGAUCUGAGGCUGAAAAUCUCAAAAGAAGAAAAAAACCUUGGCCUUUUUUUAGUGAAGCACCGGCAAGAGUUAACCAAAGCUAUGGGUCCAGAACCACUUAAACCAUAUCAGGACUUCAUAAUGGAUUCUAGGGAAGCUAAUACAAAUUCCAAGAUCUGUGAGCUUCUAAAAUACCAAGGAGAAGAAAAUCUUUUAAGAGAAAUGCAGCAAUGGACUGUUCCUUCUUUUCCUGUUAGUGGCCAUGAUUUAAGAAAAAUGGGUGUGUCUUCUGGAAAAGAAAUUGGAAUAGCAUUACAGCAGUUAAGGGAUGAAUGGAAGAAGAGUGGAUACCACAUGGAUAAAGAAGAACUGUUAAGUUGCCUGAAGAAGUUGUAAAAUUGAAUAGUAGUAGAGAACAGUUCAUGCUGUAUUCUAAGUGUAACUGAGAUACCAGUAAAUACUUUGUCACUGUA